This is a messenger RNA of Stylonychia lemnae, 672 nucleotides long. Lineage: Eukaryota; Ciliophora; Spirotrichea; Sporadotrichida; Oxytrichidae. The record is from the annotation of a GenBank genome assembly.
AUGGAAUAUUCGAGAGAUAUCGAAAAUAUCUAGAAAGAUUUAGAAGACUUAAAUACUUUACUUCUAAUUGCUAACAGGGAUUUCUCUAAGAAACUUCUUGAAAAAGAAAUCAAGCAUCUUCUAUGCCUUGAAUCAGUUAUUGAUGCGGAGUAAAACUUGCUAAAAUAAAUAAGCACAGAAGUUGUUGAGAAGUAGGAUAAAGGUGAAUAAGAGGAGACCAAGGAUUACAUUAAAAAGGAUUAUCUUAUUUAUUCAAUGCUGACAAGAAUGUAUGUGACUUAAGACUUAAAAGGAAUUGGCGAGCAUGAAAAGAAGAAUAUUGAUUGUGAGUUUACAGAUAACUCAAUAGAUUUGAGGAUAUUAAGCUUUAAUGGGAAAAAUUUUAGAUUAAAUAUUCAACCUCUCAAUAGUUUCAUUGAUCCUGCUUCUUGCAAGAUGAAGAAGAAUAAGGCAAAGCUUUGGGAUGAUGUAAAAGAAAAGAAGAGCUUAGUCGGAGAUUCCUCAGUCAAGAAAAAGAACAAAGGAGAUGGAGGCGAAUCAAAGGAUCCAGGAAAUUCAUUAAUGAAUAUGAUGAAAGAAUUAUAUCAAAGUGGAGAUGAUUAAAUGAAGAGGACUAUAGCAGAGAGUUGGGAAAAGGCACAGAAAGAAAAAGGGGCUAAAUUAGAAUUGUGA